Tricharina praecox is the source of this 876-nucleotide messenger RNA. RefSeq lists its product as uncharacterized. Bases 1 to 876 code for a protein of 291 amino acids. Lineage: Eukaryota; Fungi; Ascomycota; Pezizomycetes; Pezizales; Pyronemataceae. The transcript is spliced from 2 exons. The record is from RefSeq and is a predicted model, not a curated record.
AUGGACUCUUUCCCGACGUUCAAUAAUCCCGACGAUAACUGGCUAGCGCAGGCCCUCCAAAAUGCGACACCAGUCGACGACAUGUCGCUUGCCGCUGCGACGGUGGAUCCGCUCAUGGAUGAGCAUGCUUGGGGAGCUUCAGAAGCCUUGGCCUUUCCCGCCGCUGGUGGAAACCAAGAGCACGCUGCAGCCACCGCCCCCGUCGCUGGUGCUGGUGUUCAAGACUGGGCUGCAACCACCGCAGCCCCUUGGUAUUUAACCGCUAGUUACGAUCCCACAUUUCCCGCCGUCCCAGGUGUCGACUACGGCGAGCAAUGGCAAGAGCAAGCUCAAGUACCACCCAGCACCCGGGCACUGACCCCCCCACCUCCACUCCCACCCCCAUGCGCACCCACACCCGUACCCUCACCCCCGCGCCCCUCGGAACCAGCCAGCUCGACGCUACACCGCAGAUCCCUGCGCAAUCUCCGCGCCAGUCGACAGUCCGCCGCCACCACUAGCACCACGGACACCGCGGAAACGGCGCCUCCCAAGCCGGUGCGCAAGCGCAAUCCUCGCGCUAGCGCCGCUGAUCCGCCGCCUCCGCCGCCGCCUCCGCCCAAUGUCAACAUCUCGCUCAGUUCGCUCCCGGCCGUGCUGCCAUCCGCUAUCCGCGACGAGUACGAGGUCGUCCGGAAGAGUGUCGAUGCAUACUUUGCUCUCGGCCACGACGGCGAGAGCACGCCGAUUCUGGUCCUGGCGCUCGAGGAGGCGAUUAGGGUGAGUGAAGAUGCCGUGGAGUGGUUGGGAAACAAGGGAAGGUGGCUUGAGAAGGGAGUGGUUGAGAGCGAGAUGCAGAUGGUUCGUGCGGUCCUGGAUGGCUUAAAUAUGGUUUAG